AUGGUUCAUCAUGGCGCAUGAGUAAAUGUUAUCGUCGGAUAAUAAUCAUUUCGUGCUGAUUAAUUAAAAGGAAAAAGAAAGAAAUAAAGAAUUUAUUUAUAACGUUUAUAAAGUGAAACAAUUGGAUGAAGUUAAUUGAAUCAAAGUUAAAGUUUGAGAUGUGAUUGAUUGUUUUGCCCAGUUUGACAGCGGGGGUGUGACGACUUAAAGGGCCAUCUCUUAAAAUUCAUUUCUUUUAUAAAUUAGUAUUAAAUUGUAUUGUUAAUAGAGUGCUCUUGUUCGUGCCUUUUACAGUUUUACUCAAAUUUUGAUUUGUAUUACUUUCAUCUUUCUACGUUACUCUGUUCAAAAAUAACAAUUCUACGUUAUUAUACAAGCAUUUGUUAUUAUUAAUCUUUGGUACAAUUGCAUUGUCAAGUAUUAUUAAAUGCAAAGUAUUGUGCUGAAAUCACGUGUCAAAUAUUAAGAUAGAAAUGCCGUUGAGUCCAAUGAAUCAUAAUACAGCAACAAUGGAUGUUAGAGAAGGUGCUGGUGCAUCUGUUCAUGUAACCACUACUUCCUGUACUCCACCUCCAUCAUAUAACAUUAAUGUACCUCUUGAACAUCCUUGUACGAUACCCAGAGACUGUGGUGCGCCACCUUCUUAUCAGGAAGCCAUAAAUAACUAUGUACCUCCUCCUCCUUCAUAUGAUUCUUUGUUUGGUCGAAUAAGAGAGGUACGAAAAGUCUCCAAAGGUAUAUUUGAUUUCAUCAAAAAUAUUAUCAUUCUACUCAUUUGUACAAUUGGAUUCACUAUUAUAUUUGUUAUGACAAUUGCAGUUCCAAUAUCCAUGGUUAUUAUUGGAGGGAUGUAUCUAUACAAGUGUCCGCAGGGUGAAUACAUACCUGUUUAUUUAUUAGUAGGUGGAAUAAUUGGCAUAUUUAAACAAUUAUUACAUUUAUCUGCAUAUGUGAGACGACGAGAACAAAGAGAUGAAGAAAGGAUUAGGCAAUCAACAACGCAAACAGUUAUUAAUUGCUUCAUGCUUGCCUGGCUUAUAAUUGGUACUACAUGGGUGUACCAGGCAUACGAACCAAAUUAUGACUCAUCCAAGGCGUUAUAUUGUAACAAAACUUUAUAUUUAUUUGCAUUUUGGUUGAUAAACUCUAUUUAUAUAUGUUUUGGUAUUUAUAUAGCAGGUUAUUGCAUUUUUACAAUAGCUAGUAUUGCGUUUCAAAGGCCACUACCUAAUUUCAUGUAAAAGACAAUUGAAGUCAUUUGAAAUAAGAAAAAAAAAGAACCAUUGUUAAAUAUUUUGGCUUUUUGGGAGCAAAAAAAGAAAUAAGAAAAAAGGCAUUUAUGACGUGAGUCACUCGAUAUUGGGGCACAAAAAAUUCGUCCACGUUUAUGUACCUGAGAUACUUAAACGACAAUUUAUGCACAGAUUAUUUGCGUGUUAGAAAUACCACUAAAACACUUAUAUGUCUCAUACUUAUGAACUUAAGGUUGGUUAUGAACAAAUUUUUCAUACUUAUUGAUACAUUUAUUUAUAAUCAUUAAAAAUAAUACUCACUAUUCUUUCUAAUUUGUAAUCGGUUUACAAAACUUUAAUCGAUAAUGAUGUAAAAGAAGUACUCAUUCCUAAUUUGUCAGUGGCUGAAUGACUUUUAUCUGAGAAAAGAAAAAAAAAAGGAUGCUUUAAUCACUUUAGGCUGUGGAUAUUUCGUGAUAAACACGGAUCUUAAUCUUGUGCCAAGAGAAAGCAAGGUCGUAGGAGAAAACUAUUUUGUUACUGCAGUAUUGAAUACAAGAAAAAACAAAUGUCGAAUGCAAUUCGUAUUUGUGUGUACGUAAAAUUGAUAUUUACAAUUUGGCAUUACGUCGCAUAUAUGCUUUGACUUUAAAAAUUCGAUCUCUCAUCUCUCGAAUAAACGUUUUUUUUUUUUUAAUUAGUAUUAAAAAUAUCUUAUGAAUAACAACACUGUUAUAACUUUUGUAACAACAAAAAUAAUAGCUGUUCUUAAACCCAUCAUAAAAUAAUUGUAAAUGAUCAAAGAUCAUCUCUUUCACUUAGAUGUGAAAAGAGUAUUUAUUACUUAUGGUAAACAAGACUGCGAUAUUUCGCGUUAACUUAACAUUAUUUUGCCCUCUUAUUCGUCCUUUUAAGCCUUUAAUCACCUCCAGUAGGCCUUCAUUGUUAAUAUGAUAAAAUCUGAUCUUAUACAGUUAUCUUUAUUGUAUAAUCUCUGUAUCAUGCGCUUGAAGAUUUCCAAUUUUU
Molecule: messenger RNA, 2258 nt
Organism: Polistes dominula (European paper wasp)
Lineage: Eukaryota; Metazoa; Arthropoda; Insecta; Hymenoptera; Vespidae
Source: RefSeq, a predicted model, not a curated record